AUGGCCAAUGUCACAGCAACCCCAGCGAAUGGCACUCGCUGCAGCAGGGAUUACCAAACCACCCAGGUCCUCUUUCCACUGCUCUACACUGUCUUGUUUUUCAUCGGACUCAUCACAAACAGCCUGGCAAUGAGGAUUUUCUUUCAAAUCCACAGUAAAUCCAACUUCAUUAUUUUCCUCAAGAACACAGUCAUUUCCGAUCUUCUCAUGAUUCUGACAUUUCCCUUCAAAAUCUUUAGUGAUGCUGAACUAGUAACAGGCUGGUUAAGAACCUUUGUGUGUCAGGUCACCUCCGUCAUAUUCUACUUCACGAUGUAUAUCAGUAUCUCAUUUCUUGGACUGAUCACUAUAGAUCGUUACCAGAAGACCACCAGUCCCUUUAAGACAUCAAGUCCUAACAAUCUCUUGGGGGCAAAAGUUCUCUCCAUCAUCAUCUGGGCUUUCAUGUUCUUACUUUCUUUGCCGAACAUGAUUCUGACCAACCAGAGGCCCAAAGACAAAAACGUGAAGAAAUGUUCUUUCCUCAAAUCAGAGUUUGGACUAGUCUGGCAUGAAAUAGUCAAUUACAUCUGUCAAGUCAUUUUCUGGAUUAAUUUUUUAAUUAUUGUUGUCUGUUACACACUCAUUACAAAAGAAUUGUACAGGUCAUAUGUAAGAACCAGGGGAGUGGGCAAAGUCCCCAGGAAAAAGGUGAAUGUCAAAGUCUUCAUUAUCAUUGCAGUAUUUUUUAUUUGUUUUGUGCCUUUCCAUUUUGCCCGAAUCCCCUACACUCUUAGCCAAACCCGGGAUGUCUUUGACUGUUCUGCUGAAAACACUCUAUUCUAUGUGAAAGAGAGCACUCUGUGGUUAACUUCCUUAAAUGCAUGUCUGGAUCCAUUUAUCUACUUCUUUCUUUGCAAGUCCUUCAAAAAUUCCUUGAUAAGUAUGUUCAGGUGCCCCAAUUCAGUAACAUCUGCAGCCCAAGUGAACAGGAAAAAAAGACAGAACAGUUGUGAGCCAAGUGAAGAAACUCCAAUGUGAACAAAUAAACUGCGGAAAUAGUU
This is a messenger RNA of Elephantulus edwardii (Cape elephant shrew), 1043 nucleotides long. RefSeq names its product purinergic receptor P2Y, G-protein coupled, 12 (gene P2RY12). Gene Ontology annotation, cellular component: membrane. Lineage: Eukaryota; Metazoa; Chordata; Mammalia; Macroscelidea; Macroscelididae. The coding region runs from base 1 to 1020 and encodes 339 amino acids. The transcript has a single exon. Gene Ontology annotation, molecular function: G protein-coupled purinergic nucleotide receptor activity. The record is from RefSeq and is a predicted model, not a curated record. Gene Ontology annotation, biological process: blood coagulation; G protein-coupled receptor signaling pathway.